AUGUUAGUGGCUGCAAUUCUUUUCUCACCAACCUUUCUAAUCAAAGAGAAGAGACACAACAAGGGAAUUAGUUCCUUAUCUGAAGAAGGCAAAAAGGAAAUUGAGAUUGCAUACAGAUCUUCAUAUCAUCACUGCUUGGCCAUCUUCCAUGACCACUAUGAAGGUGUAGCCUACGGCAGUGAGAUGGACAGUGUUCUCCUUGCUGGGCAUCGACUUCACUUUGAUAUACUAGUAGUAUAUCUUCUGGUAUCUGCAUCAUCAUCGGCAGCCACUUGGGUUGAUGACUGGCAAUCUAACUGGGGCAAAGAUGAGUUCACAGAGAUGGCAACUGCUUCUGUUGUCAUGGCCUUCCUGGCUUUUAUUGCCUAUACUGGUAGCUCCCUUAUCUCUGGGUACAAUCUAUAUAACCACAACGCACUUUGA
Molecule: messenger RNA, 423 nt
Organism: Dovyalis caffra
Lineage: Eukaryota; Viridiplantae; Streptophyta; Magnoliopsida; Malpighiales; Salicaceae
Source: the annotation of a GenBank genome assembly